Messenger RNA from Gigantopelta aegis, 1350 nucleotides. RefSeq lists its product as uncharacterized. Bases 1 to 1350 code for a protein of 449 amino acids. The transcript has a single exon. NCBI's taxonomy places the organism in Eukaryota, Metazoa, Mollusca, Gastropoda, Neomphalida, Peltospiridae. The record is from RefSeq and is a predicted model, not a curated record.
AUGGACAUAUCAGUAGAAGCUGUGAUAAAACGGCCAUAUGUAGAAGGAAAUCAUCAAACUAUUCUCCACGUGAACAAGGAAGAGGACAAAAACAUAAUUAGUGCGUGCACAGAUUUAGAUGACAGUGUUGGUGUGUAUAAGGAGGCCGGCGCAGGCGAAUGUACUUUAGCUAUCAUCCCAGUUAAAGUAGCCAUGAAAGAUAGUCUGAAAAUUGUUGAAACUUACGCUUCCUUAGACCCAGGUAGUACAGUGUCGUUUUGCUCAGAGUCCUUGAUUAUGAAGUUAGGAUGUAGUGGAAAAAAGAUGGAGAUCACAAUUGAUACCAUGGGAAAGUCCCAUACCAUGUACUCCUAUGCCAUCAAAGGACUUCAAGUAUUUGAUUUAGAUGAAGAAAAUCCUUUCCCGCUACCUGUCGUGUACUCAAAAGAUAGCUUACCAGUAACGAAGAACCACAUACCUUCCUCGUCUGACGUGUCGCAUUUCUCUCACCUGCAAGGCAUUAACAUACCUGAUAUAGAUUCAGAGGUAGGCUUGCUCAUUGGAGGAAAUGUUCCAGAUCCAUAUUCUCCAUUUGAAAUUAGAACAGGUCCACAAGGUAGCCCUCACGCAACCAGAACUCGUCUAGGCUGGAUAUUCUGGAACGUAAUACGCUCAACCCCACAAGAAACCAGAAAUCGAUUUCAAACUAUGAGAACAGAGAUCCUUGUAGCCAAGGAAGCCGAAGAACUAAAAGAACUUGAUAACAUUGUAAGAAAAAGUAUAAAUUUUGACUUUCCAGAGAAAACCACUGACGAUAAGAAAGAAAUGUCUCAAGAGGAUAAGAAAUUCUUUGAGAUGGUAACAGAAUCUAUAAAUCUGCAAAAUGGGCAAUACUACAUUAAGCUGCCAUUUAGAAACGAAGAUGUUAGGAUGCCAGGCAACAGCAAACAAGCUCUACAGCGUUUGAAUAGUCUGAAGAAAAGAUUUUUCCAUGAUCCCAAGUUUCGUGAUGACUACAAGAAAUUUAUGAGUGACAUUACUAAGAAAGGAUAUGCCGAGAAAGUACCUGCGGAGAAAAUUAAAGGUCAAGAUGGAAAAUUGUGGUAUGUACCUCACCACGGUGUAUACUAUCCCAGAAAGCCUGGGGAAAUACAUGUGGUUUUCGACUGUGCAGCUAGCUACCAAGGUGUGUCGUUAAACAACAUGCUUCUACGAGGUCCUGACCUUACAAGUAACUUGAUAGGAAUUCUAUUGAGAUUUCGCCAAGAACCGGUAGCCGUCACGGGAGAUAUAGAAACAAUGUUUUACCAUGUAAGAGUACCCGGCGCGGAUGACCUAAACUCAUCAGAUCAGAUAAUGGUACCAACCUAG